Notodromas monacha is the source of this 1343-nucleotide messenger RNA. The record is from the annotation of a GenBank genome assembly. NCBI's taxonomy places the organism in Eukaryota, Metazoa, Arthropoda, Ostracoda, Podocopida, Cyprididae.
GACAAAGUCAGACCACCAGUGGACUGCGAUAUUUGCAGGAACGUGACGGAAGUUUCGAAAGUGCAGAACUUGGACCCGGAGAAGUUCUUCAGCAAUUUCAUCGAAACAGGAAGGCCUGUCAUCGUGAUCGACGCCAUGGACGAUUGGCUGGCUGCGGAAGAAUUUUCUUACGAAUUCUUUCGGGACUUUUACAACGGAGGAGAAGCAGAUUCGAAUGACUUCUUGGACAAAUUUGAAGACUCCGGGUGUCAAUUUUUUCCAUACAAAACCGAAUUUCAAUCACUUAGAGAGGUUUUCUCAAUGGAUGACGAAAGGGCUCGAAUGGCUCCGGGUUACAAGCCAUGGUACGUCGGCUGGGGCAGCUGCGAUUCGGAGGCGAAUGAAAUUCUCCGUCGAUAUUAUCAAAGACCUUAUUUCCUUCCAAAGACUUCCGAAAGCACGAAAAUGGAUUGGAUUUUCAUGGGAACACCUGGUUUUGGAGCUCACAUGCACAUUGAUCAUGUCACAAACCCAAGUUGGCAAGCACAAAUCAAGGGAUCGAAAAUUUGGUACCUUCAACCACCUCCCGAAUGCUAUUUCAGCUGCUCUGACAUCGAAGUGUUGGUAACUUCUGGCGAAGUCAUUGUUCUGGACACCAACCGAUGGUAUCAUGCGACUGCGGUUUCUUCUGCAGACAUCAGCAUCACAAUUGGCUCAGAAUUCGAUUGAAGAAAUCAUAUAUUUCAAAUUAAUUCUUGAAGCUUUAAUAAGGUUUCAGAAGAAAAUGCCACGGUGAAUAAAAUACCACGGAGAGAAAAUAUCGCUGGAACAAUAGUAAAUUACCUAGUAUAUUACUGUACUCGUACAUCAUUUUUGAUCGAUUCAAUAGUUUCAAAUUGUAUUUAAGGUUACACAAUGGCUUGUUUUCUGUUCGAGAUUUUCUGCUGGGUUGAAUCAGAAUUUAUACUUCUAUGCGUGUGUGUGUUUUUUUUGUAUUCAUUCUGUAUUUCUUUUUCAUUUAUUCCAAUUAUAGAAAUUUUUCGAAAAAUUUUAACGCAUCAUUCGCGUUUAAACAUGCCGUAUUCUAAUACGGUUUUAAUUUUUAAGCGUAAUUUAUUUCUCACGUGCUAUUUUCAUUUGUCAUUCAAUUUUCUGUUCAAAUUUUAUCUCGCUUGUGUUUUUUCGAGUGGCAUUUUCUCUGCCGUAAUUUUUGGGUAUCUGCGCAACUUUUCUUUUGACAUUAUUUUGCCUGGAAUCAAAUAUGAACCAAACCGAAUUUCAUGACGUCUCUGUUUUCAAAUGGAGCUGCGGGUUUAUUUCAUCAUUGUAUCCUUGAUCACAAUAAAUACGAAAAAAGAAUGGAC